AUGGCAGUGUAUGGUAGUAUAUCUUACUGGAAUGAACGAUACACAAAUGAAGAAGAGCAGUUCGAUUGGCACCAAAAAUGGUAUGGAGUAAAGCAUAUUUUCACAGAGCUGGACAUAAAAAAUGAUGCAAAAAUUUUAAAUGUUGGAUGUGGAACCUCAAAAUUUAGCGAAGAAAUGCUUGAUAGUGGCUAUACCGAUAUAACCAACAUAGACGCAUCCUCUGCGUGCAUAAAAAAAAUGAAAGAAAUAUAUAAAGAUAAACCAAAUUUAAAAUACAUGUUAAUGAACGUCUGUGAUAUGAAGGAAUUUAAAAAUGCAGAAUUUGAUUUAAUUAUAGACAAAGCAUGUUUAGAUUCUAUAGUAUGCUCAGAGGACUCUUUAAAGUACAUUGAAGAGAUGUUGUCGGAAGUAUCAAGGAUUUUAAAAUCUGAAGGUACUUUUGUAGUUAUUUCUCAUGCCCAACCAACUUAUCGAUUAGGGUAUUUACAAAAACAAGAUUAUAAGUGGAACGUCACGAUCAAAACAGUUAAACGACCCAUGUUAGGGAUUGUGACUGCUCCUAUAGAUGAUAACCUACACUAUGUUUACAUUUGUACAAAGGGGAAUACAAAAACACAACAAUAA
This is a messenger RNA of Plasmodium malariae, 624 nucleotides long. RefSeq names its product methyltransferase, putative. The record is from RefSeq and is a predicted model, not a curated record. The coding region runs from base 1 to 624 and encodes 207 amino acids. The transcript is spliced from 7 exons. NCBI's taxonomy places the organism in Eukaryota, Apicomplexa, Aconoidasida, Haemosporida, Plasmodiidae.